Arvicola amphibius (Eurasian water vole) is the source of this 609-nucleotide messenger RNA. RefSeq names its product fibroblast growth factor 4 (gene Fgf4). NCBI's taxonomy places the organism in Eukaryota, Metazoa, Chordata, Mammalia, Rodentia, Cricetidae. Gene Ontology annotation, cellular component: cytoplasm. The record is from RefSeq and is a predicted model, not a curated record. Gene Ontology annotation, molecular function: fibroblast growth factor receptor binding; growth factor activity. Bases 1 to 609 code for a protein of 202 amino acids. The transcript has 3 exons. Gene Ontology annotation, biological process: animal organ morphogenesis; positive regulation of cell population proliferation; cell differentiation.
AUGGCUAAGCGCGGGCCGGCCACGGGGACACUGCUGCCCGGGGUCCUGGUGGCCCUGCUGGUGGCCCUGGUGGGUCGAGGGGCCGCCGCACCCAACGGCACGCGGCCAGCCGAAAUGGGGCGCGGCUGGGAUGGCCUGGUGGCCCGCUCGCUGGCGCGCCUGCCGGUGGCCGCGCAACCCCCGCAGGCGGCGGUCCGCAGCGGCGCAGGGGACUACCUGCUGGGCCUCAAAAGACUGCGGCGGCUCUACUGCAACGUGGGCAUCGGAUUCCACCUGCAGGUGCUGCCCGACGGCCGCAUCGGCGGCGUGCACGCAGACACAGGCGACAGUCUUCUGGAGCUCUCCCCGGUGCAGCGGGGUGUGGUGAGCAUCUUUGGAGUGGCCAGCCGGUUCUUCGUGGCCAUGAGCAGCAGGGGCAAGCUCUUUGGUGUGCCUUUCUUUACCGAUGAGUGUAAAUUCAAAGAGAUUCUUCUGCCCAACAAUUACAACGCUUACGAAUCCUACGCGCACCCCGGCAUGUUCAUGGCCCUCAGUAAGAACGGGCGGACCAAGAAAGGGAACCGAGUGUCACCUACCAUGAAGGUUACCCACUUCCUUCCUCGACUGUGA